This is a messenger RNA of Chelonus insularis, 1749 nucleotides long. It is a transcript of the gene pths, whose product is annotated as porthos. Gene Ontology annotation, molecular function: RNA helicase activity; nucleic acid binding; ATP binding. The transcript is spliced from 5 exons. Lineage: Eukaryota; Metazoa; Arthropoda; Insecta; Hymenoptera; Braconidae. The coding region runs from base 336 to 1700 and encodes 454 amino acids. The record is from RefSeq and is a predicted model, not a curated record.
UUUAUAUAAUCGUAAGUUUGAAAAUUAAUUUCAAAUAUAUGUACUGUAAAAUGUAACGUCACAUGACAUGAGAAGACCAGUUUUACAAAUAGUUGGCUUGUCGGAACGCUCUUGCACCAAACUGUACUCUAUAUAUUUGUGUAUAGUCGGAUUGAGAAGAGAGUUCCACAUGUGCUCUUGUACGCUUGCGCAGUAGCGAAAAACGUGGUAGAAAGGGUAAGAAAUCAGUGGUAGGGAGUCCGAAAGCAUUGAAGCAACUGAGGAACUCUUUUCUCAGUUCGACAAUAAACACAGUUCAACAGUGUAAACACGUGUCGUAAUUUAUUUAUGCAAAAAUGAGUGAAAAAACAGAAGGAGAAAUGACUGAAGAAAAAAAAGAAAGUAUAAAUAAUGUUACAUGGAAGGAUUUGGGAAUAAUUGACAUAUUAUGUCAAGCGUGUGAAGAUUUAAAAUGGAUUGUACCAACAAAAAUUCAACGUGAAGCUAUUCCGCUCACUCUUCAAGGAAAAGACGUAAUUGGUUUAGCAGAAACAGGAUCAGGAAAAACAGCAGCUUUUGCUCUUCCUAUUCUUCAAGCACUAUUAGAAACUCGACAAAGAUUAUUUGCGCUAAUUCUUACUCCAACUAGAGAACUAGCUUUUCAAAUAUCUGAACAAUUUGAAGCUUUAGGUUCUAAUACAGGGGUAAAAUGCGCCGUAAUUGUUGGAGGCAUGGAUAUGGUAUCUCAAGCUUUAAUGUUAGCCAAGAAACCUCACAUUAUUAUUGCCACACCUGGACGAUUAGUUGAUCAUUUAGAAAACACCAAAGGAUUUAAUUUAAGAUCUUUAAAAUUUUUAGUAAUGGAUGAAGCUGACAGAAUUUUAAAUAUGGAUUUUGAAAUUGAGUUAGAUAAAAUUCUUAAAAUUAUUCCUCGUGAAAGAAGAACAUUAUUAUUUUCUGCAACAAUGACGAAGAAAGUUCAAAAACUUCAAAGAGCAUCUCUGAAAAAUCCUGUCAAAGUAGAAGUAUCUACUAAGUAUCAAACUGUUGAUAAACUUCAACAAUAUUAUAUUUUUAUCCCUUCAAAGUUUAAAGAUGUUUAUCUGGUUCACAUAUUCAAUGAAUUAGCCGGCAACAGUUUUAUGGUAUUCUGUUCUACAUGUAAUAAUACCAUGAGAACUGCGUUACUAUUGAGAUAUUUAGGUUUUAUGGCAGUGCCACUUCAUGGACAAAUGUCACAAAAUAAACGCUUAGCAGCGUUAAAUAAAUUUAAAGCAAAAAAUCGAUCUAUUUUAAUAUCAACUGAUGUUGCUAGCAGAGGUCUUGAUAUUCCUCAUGUUGACGUGGUAAUUAAUUUUGAUAUUCCAAGUCACAGUAAAGAUUACAUCCACAGAGUUGGAAGAACAGCGCGUGCAGGUCGCUCUGGACGUGCUAUAACGUUUGUUACUCAAUAUGAUGUAGAAUUAUAUCAAAGGAUUGAACAGCUUAUUUCUAAACAGCUUCCACUGUAUAAAACUGAAGAAAAUGAAGUAAUGAUCUUACAGGAACGUGUAGCUGAGGCUCAGAGGCAUGUAAAAAUGCAAAUUAAAACAAUCGAAGAUACGAAAAAAUCAGGAAAACGCAAAAAACGAAAUGAUGAUGAUGAAGACGAUGAUACAGAACAAUCAUUUGGUGUUCGUAAACGAGUAAAAGCAAAAUUUAAAAAUAAUAGAAAAAAAUGAAAUAUCGAUUAAUAUACUAAAAAUGAACGAUAAGUGUUGGAAAAAAAAU